Porites evermanni is the source of this 2483-nucleotide messenger RNA. Lineage: Eukaryota; Metazoa; Cnidaria; Anthozoa; Scleractinia; Poritidae. The record is from the annotation of a GenBank genome assembly.
AUGAGCAACUCUAACCCUCUGCGGACCGACGCUUGUAUGAAGCGAACGGUAAGUAUGGAGACAGUUUUGCGACAUCAUGAAAUUCAAGAGAGAAAACUACAAGGGAAGCGAGAAGCAUAUAAAAGACGAAAUGAUACGUACGUCAAAGCUAUGUACGGUAGUCCUCAGGACAAAGAAGAAGUCAGGUGAACAAGUUUACGUUUUAUAAACACUAAAAGGUUUAUAAACUCUUUGAAUAUUAAAGGGUGACUUAAACAAUAAAUUGUCAAUAACGUCCAUCACCACAAGUGCUGAUGCUUGUUAGACUCCAAUUAACAGCUGUUUUUCAUUUAAACAUAGACUGCAAAAUAUACUCAAAAUAACCAAAAUAUAACUGCAAAAUUUUCAUUACUGGAUACAGCAUUAUUGAAGUUCUUUCCUGAGACUGAUUUCGGUCUAUUUUAAUAAUAUAUUUAACUUGUAGAUUGUGGGUUGAUAGAUUGCGGGCGCGUCCAUUCAACCAAAAUUCCAACCGGUCCGACCGGGAAAAGUGGUCCACCUCAAAAGGUGACCCGUGUUUUCGAAACUUUUCCGGUUGGACCGAACCGAUCCAUUGAGUUUUGGGCCGAAAUUUCCGGAAAUUUUGGUUGAAUGGAUCGCGCCCUGCAUUUCCCGAGUCCCAUCGCUUUUCGAGUACAAUCGAGCAAGCAUAUACCACGCCAGGGCCAAAUCAUCCUCCAAAUUGCUGGGCAAAGCGUGACAAUUUUGGUUAAUUUACAAUAACUUUGUUGUCUCUAUCUCUGAUCUUUCCUUACCAAACUUGGCCUGAAAAUAGAAAAUAUUGAGAUAAUCAAAUUGGCAUACAUUUUAUCAUCAAAAUGUCAAAUUAUGACGUCACUUUUGCUGACGUCAUUCAUACGUAAAUUUUAAACUUUAAACUCUCUCCAUCGUUUAUGAAAAUUUGAAAGAACUAUUCAAGGGAACGGAAAAGUAUGGUUCCAAGGGGGGGAACUGAAAUACGUUUAAAGUCCCAUAACUCAAGUUUUAAAUGUCAUGGCAAGAAAUGGUUUUCAGCCUUUUACUCCCCUUCUAAUUCUCUUUCAAGUGAUAGAAGUAAAUGAUAUAUUGAAAUUUGAAAAUUAUGUCAGCAAUUGUGGCGUCAUAAUUUGACAUUUUGCGUGAGACAAAAACGUUAAAAUUAUCUGGUCAACAAUCAAAGUUUAUGGGGGCAUUUACACAAGAGGCACUUUAUAUUGAUAUUAAUUUGAGAGAAGGCAUAUUUUAGAUCAUCCUAUUCAUGAUUUAUAGAUUCCUUUGUAAAGUGCCAUGAGCCCAAUAAUGGAUAUGGUGCUGAUUAUAAAUGCUUUGAUUAUAAUUUUUUACAUGUAUUAAUAUAUUGUAUAGUAAGCUAUCCAUUGAACACUAUGAGAACACUUAAAAGCAACCACUAUUAUUGCAUCUUUAAAACUCUCAGGCAAGAUGGCAGAACAGCAUUGUUACAACAAAUGAAAGAAAAAGAACUAGCUGACAAAAAUGCCAUGGCUGAAAAGACAAAAGAGAGUGACUUCGCAAUCAGUUAUGACAGGAUCUGCAUUGAACAAGACAAAGAAGACAAAAUCAACAAAGAAAAAUACCUACAGCAGUUCAGGAAUGAAAAUAAAAGGGUACUAACAUUGUUUAAUUUUUGUUUGUUCAAAUUUUCUGAAGAACAGCUCAACCAGUAGCUGUAUAUCAGAAAAUUAACUUCAAGAUUACUUUGGUGUAGCCUGAAUUUCAUCCCAUUACUUUGAGUUGUUAUUACUCCUUGAGAGGAGAAAACGACUCGAAGCAAUCGGAUGAAUUUCAGUGUAACUUUGGUGUUGAAAAUGCUGCAACUAUAAUCUGGUAAUAGUCAUUUACAGACUGUAUCUUAAGCCACCUUCUCAACUCAUGACUUGCACACCUGUGCUUCAAACAUGGCAUCAACUCAACUACAUGGAGUAUGAUGUCAUAAAACGUUUUUCUUUGAAUACUGAUUGGCUCAUAACCAUCAUGUAUUAUCUGUUACAUUAUUGGCCAGCGCUACCAAGAAAUGUAAUUUUAUUGUUUUGAGGUGAAAGCCAUUCAUUCCAAAAAGGAGGCAAAGUCAAUUAAAAACAUUCAAAGUCCGUUUUAUUUUGUGAUGUACUGAAAACAAGUGACAUCAUGCAAAAGAUCAAGGUUCCUUUAAAUGUCAAGACUGAGGUUCCUUUGAAUGGUGACACAACAAUUAUUUUAGCCUACACACAAAUAAAAAGGCACUUGAUAAGUACAAUACUUUUUGCUGUAGUGACCUUGGAAAAGUCUGAAAGUCAAGAAACAAACAAUCACCACUUUAGUAAAUAUUGGGGGCAUUUUUGUUUUCUCUUUCACAGCUGAUGGAGCUCCGUGCCGAACAGCAGAAAAAAGAUAGAUGUGCAAGACAUUUAGAAGAAAGAAACCUCCUCCAGCAAAGUCCGAUAAAUUGGAGCCAUACUCUUCACUAA